GAUGCUAAUUUUCAAGUUCAUGGGUAUGUGACGACUUGCGACUACUGCUGGCUUGGACCUCGGCCUCGACCGCACAAUUUAGUCUUAAUCGAGACGUCAAGCGGAACAGAAGAGAUUUGUGAUCGGUUGAAGAUCCCGGGAGACAUAGGCGCGCGCGCGAAUAGAAUGUGGAACUCAAAAGUUUCGGCGACGAACGUAGUAGAUUAAUCACAACAAUCAAUAUUCUAAUUUGACCCCAAGGGAAACAGUGUGAUUUAUCGAAACGAUCGCGAAAUGGCACUGCCGGUGAAAUUUUGGGCUUUGACUUUAGUGUUCGCAACCGUGUGCAUUGGCUCAGGAGAUGCAUUUUUCUUCUUUCUCAAACCGUUAGCCGACCUGGGUCGAUACUACGACGAUAAAUACAACUUUGUGCAACCUACUUAUAGCAAUUCGCAGGCUAAAGAAAUUCCAGAGUAUGACUUUAUUAUUGUUGGCGCCGGUUCCGCUGGAUGCAUACUGGCCAACCGGUUGUCGGAGAAUGCCAGAUGGAAGGUAUUACUCCUCGAAGCUGGACCAGCGGAGAGUGAUCUAAAUAAUAUUCCCGUGCUGACAACCUUCGUCCAGAAUUCUAAUUACAAUUGGGCUGACGUUGCUGAGGCACAAAAUGGGUCAUGUUGGGGCAUGAUCGACCAACGAUGCAGUAUUCCACACGGGAAAGGCCUCGGUGGAUCCACUCUCAUCAACUACAUGCUGUACACGAGAGGCAACCCGGCGGAUUUCGAUCGUUGGGCUGCUAUGGGAAAUCCGGGUUGGUCCUACGACGAAGUGUUCCCAUACUUUCUGAAAAGUGAACGCGCUAACUUGAGGGGAUUAGAAAACUCCAAAUAUCAUAACUCCGAUGGAAUGGUUAGCGUCGAAUUCCCUCCCUUCCGGACUAAUCUCGCGCAAACGUUCGUCAGGGGAGCCCGAGAGGUAGGACACAAAAAGAUCGAUUAUAACGGAAAAUCGCAGCUCGGCGUUUCAUACGUCCAAACAAACACCAUCAACGGAAUGAGACAAUCUGCGUACCGAGCUCUGAUAGAGCCUAUUCUGGCAACCAGGCCGAAUCUGCAUGUGAAAGCUAACAGCAGAGUGACAAAAAUUCUCAUAGAUCCCAACACAAAAAUGGCUUACGGGGUAACGUAUUCCAAAAAUUUUAGAAAUUACGACGUACAUGUUACAAAAGAGGUGAUCGUGGCGGCCGGAAGUAUAAAUACACCCCAGUUGCUAAUGUUGUCUGGAAUAGGACCAGCUGAGCACCUUAAAAAUAUCAAAGUUCCUGUUAUACAGGAUCUUCCAGUUGGUCAGAAUCUGAUCGAUGCCCUAGUGUUCAACGGAUUGACAUUCAUAUUGAAUGAAACAGGACAUUCGCUGCUAUUCGACAGUAGAUUUCAGCUGCACUCAAUAGCCGAUUACUUCCAUGGCCAGGGACCACUAACUGUACCAGGUGGCGUGGAAGCGAUUGAUUUUUUACAAACGAGUCGGGCGCAGCAACCCGGAGUUCCGGAUAUUGCUCUCGUUUUCUCAACCGGUUCCCUAGUGACGGAUGGAGGACUUGGACUACGCAAUGGCAAGCGGAUAAAGGCUAGCUUGUAUAAUAAAGUCUAUGCGCCGUUGGAAACAAUAAAAAAUGACCAGUGGACUGCUAGUGUUGUGCUACUUCAUCCUAAAUCAAGAGGCUUCCUCAAUUUACGGAAUGCAAAUCCUUACAACAGUCCCAAGAUUUACACCAACUAUCUGUCCGAAGAUGACGACAUUGAAACAUUGUUGGAAGGUAUCAAAGAAGCAGUUCGCAUCUCAAAAUCGCCAUCGAUGAAACGGUACGACGCACGAGUUCUCGGGAUUCCUUUUCCCAACUGUGAACAAUUUGAGCUUACCGACGAUGACUACUGGCGCUGUGCCAUCAAAACCCUGUCCAGUACCGCUUACCAACAGCUAGGAACGAGUAAAAUGGGACCGGCGGGGGAUCCAACUGCCGUGGUAUCUCCGGAAUUGCAAGUACAUGGUCUGUCGAAUUUACGGGUAGCUGAUGUUGGGGUAGUUCCGACUACAAUUUCCGGACAAUCGGCAGCACUGUCAUAUAUGAUUGGUGAAAAAGCAGCGGAUCUGAUUAAACAAACUUGGACUCGAUAGAAUAGGUUAUAUAUAAAUGAUACUUCAUCGGAUAUUUAUACUAGGCUAGAUUUGAAUUAAACAUUUCAUAUUUUAAGUAAUUACUAAAUAUUCUAGCUUUUUAUGCUAGUACGAAUGUCCUACGUGACGAGUUAGCCAAGUAAGUGAUUUACAUCUAUAAUAACGCUCUAU
This is a messenger RNA of Topomyia yanbarensis, 2322 nucleotides long. RefSeq names its product glucose dehydrogenase [FAD, quinone]-like. The record is from RefSeq and is a predicted model, not a curated record. The coding region runs from base 274 to 2151 and encodes 625 amino acids. Lineage: Eukaryota; Metazoa; Arthropoda; Insecta; Diptera; Culicidae. The transcript is spliced from 3 exons. Gene Ontology annotation, molecular function: flavin adenine dinucleotide binding; oxidoreductase activity, acting on CH-OH group of donors.